CACGCGGAUUUUGUAAACACUCUGAGCUCUCAUUGACUGAUGUAACUGCCAUUGGAUUGUUUCAAGGGAGAAUUUGAUAGUUUAAAAGUUUUAUCCAGCGUCUUUUUAAGCGUCUGCUUGGCCUCAAUGGACGCUUGUAAAGUAAGGUUUUUGUUUCCGGAGUGCACCUGUCUCUCCUCGGGUCUGUUGUAAGUAAUGCCGCCUCUUCGGCUGCUGUCUGUGGAUCCCUCAGACCGGGGCUCUCAGAGAUGCAGACUGGGCCCUGGUUUGAUGUCCACGCUGGGUCUAAGACUCGGUUCCCCUCUGUUAGUGUCUCUGCCCGGAGGAAGCUGCCUGUGCACCGCAUGGCCCCGUCCAGACUUGGCGGAGGGUUUCAUUCAGAUGGACCUGAAAUGUUUCUCUCCCGGUCUGACCUCUGGGCUCCCCGCCCACCUCACCUUAGACCCGGUUCAGCUCAGUCCUUUACCUUGCUCCAAACUAAAGCGCGUUAAAGUAACCGUGAUAGUCCAGAGUCAUGAUUUUAAGAAACACACCCCUUCCAGUCUUCUUCAUGAGUUUGUGAAGGACAUGCUGAGGGGCGUUUACGUCCAUAGGGAGUAUGUAGUAAACAUGGAGGAUUUUAAUACGGACAUACAAUAUGUUAGAAUAGUUUGGGUCGGUCCAGAUCCUGCUGCUGCUGCUGGGGUCAUCACCUCUAAAACUGGUUUGGAGAUCAUCGAGGUUCAGACUAUGCAGCAUUACAAGAGUCUACUAAUGAAGGAGGUGGCACCUCCUUUAGGAGGACUGGAGGAGGUGACUGCAUCCCUGAGAGAGAUGCUGCAGCUGCCCCUGUUUUAUCCCAGCACCCUCACCUCCCUGGGUGUGUCCUGUCCCAGAGGGGUCCUCCUGGUGGGACCUCCAGGGGUUGGGAAGACUUUAUUGGUCCGCAGGGUGGUGAUGGAGGUGGGAGCCAGCCUGGUGGUGGUCAGAGGGCCGGAGGUUGUAGGGUCGCGGCCGGGUGAGAGCGAGGAGACCCUGCGGGCUGUGUUUGAGAACGCCCGCUCUGCAGCAGAAGAAGGUCCCUGUGUUUUAUUUUUGGAUGAGCUGGACUCUCUGUUCCCGAGGAGAAGCGGCUCGUCUUCAGCGGAGAACCGGCUGGUGGCUCAGCUUCUCACCUUGAUGGAUGGGAUGAGUCGCUCUGACCGCUUCCUGAUCAUUGGAGCCACCAACAGACCCAACAGCUUGGAUCCAGCACUGCGUAGGCCUGGGAGGUUUGACAGAGAGGUGAUCAUUGGUGCUCCGACGCUGCUGCAGAGAAAAGCCAUCCUGACUGUUCUGUGUGAGAGGAUGCCUGUGUGCCCCACCGUCAACAUGGCAGAGCUUGCACAGAUAACCACAGGAUAUGUUGGAGCAGAUCUGAGUGCUCUAUGCAGGGAAGCUGCCAUGCACGCUCUGAGAGAGAAUGUAAAGGGAUCAGGGCAGCAGUUGGUGGAGAUGAAACACUUCCAGGAAGGCCUGAAGGCGGUGGGCCCCUCCUGUCUGAGAGGUAGCCUGGGCAGGACGGAUCUCUCCCCGGUGCUCUGGGAGCAGAUCGGGGGCCUGGAGGAAGUCAAAACCAAACUAAGACAGAGCAUCGAAUGGCCCAUGAGACAUCCUGAGGCCUUUGUCCGUCUGGGGCUGCGUCGGCCCCGUGGCGUGCUUUUAUACGGACCUCCAGGAUGUGCAAAAACGACUCUCGUGAAAGCUGCUGCCACCUCGUCCCACUGUGCCUUCCUUUCUGUCAGCGGUGCCGACCUGUAUUCUCCGUACGUUGGAGACUCGGAGAAAGCAUUAGCUCAGCUGUUCCAGCAGGCCCGCGCCUGUGCUCCCUGCCUUCUGUUCCUCGACGAGAUCGACACACUGAUCGGCUCGCGUUCAGACGGCGGGGCCCCUAACGGCGUGCAGACACGGCUGCUGUCAGUGCUCCUGAACGAGAUGGACGGGAUCGGCCUGAAGACUGUGGAGAGGAGAGGAACAGAGAGGAUCCUCCAGACAGAGGGAGUGGAGCAGAGUCACGCAGACGAGGAGCUGGAGUGUCAGGAGGUUUGCAACAAGGAUGUGAUGGUUGUAGCUGCCACCAACAGACCCAACUGUUUAGACAGCGCCCUCCUCAGACCCGGCAGGCUGGACCAUGUCAUUUAUGUCCCACCCCCUGAUCUACAGGCUCGACUCGCCAUCCUAAAGGUUUGCACAAAGUCCAUGCCUGUGGAUUCAGACGUGCGUCUAGAGGAGCUGGCUGCAAGCACCGAGCUUUACUCUGGAGCCGACCUGGAAAACCUCUGUAAGGAGGCUGCUCUGCUGGCGCUGCUGGAGGAGAACAUGGAAGCUUCAUCCAUCCGACACACACAUUUCCUGCAGUCCAUCAGCAAAAUGAGUCCCUCUCUCACUGCUCAGCAGAUUAGUGCAUAUUUAUUAUCUCCACAAUGAUGUUAUCCUCUUGAGAGAUGUAUUUUUAUACAAAUAUUCAGCUGUAAAAUAAAUUUUAUAUUAUAAUCAAA
This is a messenger RNA of Cyprinodon tularosa, 2516 nucleotides long. RefSeq names its product spermatogenesis associated 5-like 1 (gene afg2b). The transcript is spliced from 10 exons. Gene Ontology annotation, molecular function: ATP binding; ATP hydrolysis activity. Bases 196 to 2445 code for a protein of 749 amino acids. The record is from RefSeq and is a predicted model, not a curated record. Lineage: Eukaryota; Metazoa; Chordata; Actinopteri; Cyprinodontiformes; Cyprinodontidae.